UCGUCCUGAUUUGUGAGAUUGGGCUGCCAAAUUGCGAAGGCAGACCCCAUUUUUGCGAUUGAGACAAACUCCGCUGGACACCCACCCGCCACACUCCCUGUCUCUGCGGCUGUCUCUUCCAGGCGAGCUCCUCGCUCUCCAGAUUCCGACCGUAGCAGCCAGGGAUCUCGGCUUUUUUUUACCCCUCUUUGUCUCUGCUUGUACUCUGUUUCGCGCCUUAGAUCGGAUCCAAAUCUGCAUUGUCCUUGUACAAUCUCUUCGUUUCCCUCAUUGGGUUUCUUUUUUCUCUAUCUCAUUCUAGAUUUGUUUGCCUUCUUUGCGCGACGUUUCAGAAGACAUUAACUUUGCUUGAGGGAAUGAAUCCUCCAGCGAUUUAAAGUCUAAACAACUGCAGCGUGCUUCUGCUUUCGGGCCUAUUACUCAAUUAUCUUAAAAGAUGUUAUAGAUAGCGGGAGAAUUUAGAUUUUUGGAGUCCCUUCCGUGCAACGAAAAACGAAGGUGGAAAUGAUCAACAAAACGCUUUUCCUCACUUAUCUCUACCUGUUCAUCUACAUCUUACUUUCAUCUGGAGUCAUACUGUACAACAAGUGGGUUCUUUCUCCGAAAUAUUUUAAUUUUCCGUUUCCUAUAACGCUCACUAUGAUUCAUAUGGGCUUUUCCGGGGUCGUGGCGUUUUUUCUUGUUCGCGUCUUCAAGGUUGUAAGUCCUGUAAAAAUGACGUUUGAAAUAUAUGCAACAAGUGUGGUACCGAUAAGUGCCUUCUUUGCUUCAAGUCUUUGGUUUGGUAACACUGCUUACUUGCACAUCUCUGUUGCCUUUAUCCAGAUGCUCAAAGCUCUAAUGCCUGUGGCAACAUUCCUCAUGGCUGUUUUGUGUGGCACUGACAAAGCAAGGUGUGAUGUGUUCAUGAACAUGGUGCUGGUCAGUGUUGGAGUUGUCAUUUCCUCCUAUGGGGAAAUUCAUUUUAAUGUAAUUGGUACAGUUUACCAAGUCACUGGCAUCUUUGCAGAAGCUUUAAGAUUGGUCUUAACGCAAGUCCUUCUGCAGAAGAAGGGCCUGACUUUAAAUCCUAUUACAAGCUUGUAUUACAUAGCUCCGUGCAGCUUUGUGUUUCUGUUUGUACCUUGGUACCUACUGGAGAAGCCUGAGAUGGAAGUUUCACAAAUCCAGUUCAAUUUUUGGAUCUUCUUUUCAAAUGCUCUAUGUGCUCUGGCCUUGAAUUUCUCCAUUUUCUUGGUAAUUGGUAGAACUGGUGCUGUGACCAUCCGGGUGGCUGGUGUGCUGAAAGACUGGAUUUUAAUAGCCCUGUCAACUGUUCUAUUCCCAGAAUCUACAAUAACUGGGUUGAAUAUAAUUGGAUAUGCUAUUGCACUAUCUGGAGUUGUGAUGUACAACUACAUAAAGGUCAAGGAUGUUCGUGCCUCUCAAUUGCUUCUGGACACUAUUCCAGACCGGACAAUAAAGGAUUGGAAAUUUGAGAAGAAAUCAUCUGAUAUUGAUGUAGCAGAUAACAUCAAUGACAGUGAGGGGAAUAAUGGAGGUAAUGGCUUCACCUCUGAUAUGAGCGUUGAUGAAGAAGCACCCCUGGUGUCAUCAAGGUUAUCUCAUAUUGGACGAACGCAGCCAAUUAACCAUGCAACCGGAAGGUGGAAAGUACAAGAAAGAGGGAGCUGAGUCAAAUGCAACUUAUUAAAAAAGAAAAAAAAAAUCAAGAGCGGGUUUCCAAUUUACGCGGAAUUCGGUUUUCUUGCAACUGCUGUCUCGUUAGUAAGACGCAUCUUUUGCAGGCUUAUGUUUUAAAGCAGCGGUAAUUUAUCAGAGGGGAGGGGUGAAAUAAGCCUAUGACAUAAUUCUUAUUUGAUGGGAUGAAGAAUGAAUUGUAUUGUUGUUAAGUUGUGAAUAUUAUAUUUGAUUUUUAUGAUUGAUAUUGCAGAUGCUAAUGAUGUACCAUGAGCCUCUCUUUAACUGAAUAGAGGUGGAUCAUUAUAAAUGUUAGAAUUUAUUCCUGUU
This is a messenger RNA of Prosopis cineraria, 2010 nucleotides long. Its product is annotated as probable sugar phosphate/phosphate translocator At1g48230. The transcript has 9 exons. Gene Ontology annotation, molecular function: antiporter activity. Gene Ontology annotation, cellular component: Golgi apparatus; endosome; trans-Golgi network. The record is from RefSeq and is a predicted model, not a curated record. The coding region runs from base 505 to 1674 and encodes 389 amino acids. Lineage: Eukaryota; Viridiplantae; Streptophyta; Magnoliopsida; Fabales; Fabaceae.